AUCAAGAAACAUAUGCUCUACACAUGCUCUUCAUAUCGUACCUUGACAUCCCCGACAGCUAGGAGUCUCUUUAACUCGAGUCUGCAUACUCCUCUCACCCAUCAUGGCUCUUGAUACCUUCAAACCCGCUCUUAUCAUCGUCGAUCUGCAAGAAGACUUCUGCCCUCCGGUAAAGUGUGACCAUGUUCAUUUGACGCCUCGAGUUAACCAACUGUCAACCAGAAUGGAGCCCUCGCUGUUCCCAACGUAAGAGAUAUCAUCGCUUUCGUCAAUCAGCUUCUCAAGCUUCCUUUUACCAUCAAAGUUGCGACGAAAGACUGGCAUCCCACGGAUCACAUAUCAUUCGCCGCAAACCAUCUAGAUAAGAAACCUUUCAUCGAUGUCACAACCAUCACGAACCCUGCAAACGAAAAUGAAAAGUAUGAAAGCAGGUUAUGGCCUGUGCAUUGCGUGCAAAAUACUCCCGGUGCAGAACUCGUUCCUGAGCUGCACGUGGACAAAAUUGACAGGAUCGUAGAGAAAGGGACGAGGAAGGAGGUAGAGAUGUACAGUGCAUUCUAUGAUCCGCUCGUGUCCCCCAGGUGCAGUGAUAGUGGUCUAGCAAGUCUACUGAGAGAGAACGAGAUUACAGACUGCUUUGUGGUUGGGUUAGCGUUUGACUAUUGUGUCAAGGCUACGGCUUUGGAUAGUGCCAAGGAGGGAUUCAAGACUUGGGUAGUUGGAGAGGCCACGAGGGCCGUGGAUGCGACUGUGUGGGAGGAGGUGGUAGUGGAGUUGAAGGCUGGAGGUGUCCAAGUUGUUGAAUUGAGUGGGGAAGAGGUUGAGAAAGUUAGGAGUCUAUGAGAGAGUAUGAAGUAUAGAUCAGUAAAUUCUUCGUU
This is a messenger RNA of Hymenoscyphus albidus, 878 nucleotides long. The record is from the annotation of a GenBank genome assembly. NCBI's taxonomy places the organism in Eukaryota, Fungi, Ascomycota, Leotiomycetes, Helotiales, Helotiaceae.